Molecule: messenger RNA, 2154 nt
Organism: Aspergillus puulaauensis
Lineage: Eukaryota; Fungi; Ascomycota; Eurotiomycetes; Eurotiales; Aspergillaceae
Product: putative G-patch domain protein
Exons: 7
Coding region: 1-2154 (717 amino acids)
Biological process (GO): mRNA splicing, via spliceosome
Cellular component (GO): nucleus
Molecular function (GO): RNA binding
Source: RefSeq, a predicted model, not a curated record
AUGUCUCAUAUUCGACCAGAAGAUGCCAGGUACCCUCCUGGUCCUCCUUCUCGACCGUUUCCUCGCAGGGACGAUAAGGACGGCCGCAUGUAUGACGACAAUUCUCCAACCCGUUCUCGCUCACCUGGCGGUCCUUCCCGUACUCCCCCUCGACGCCCCGCGGCUGACAGGAGACACGACUACCCCCGAGACCAUUCCGACUCUAGAUCCCGAUACCGAAGUCGAGACCUCGAAGAGCCCCGACGGCGGUCCUCGCGGUCACCCCCUCGACGACCACGGCACGGUUACCGCGACCGCGAUCGCGAAGGUUAUCGCUCGCGCAGUCGAAGUCGAAGUUACAGUCGCAGUCGAAGCCGGAGCCCGCGGCGCGGUCGACCACAUUAUGGACAAGAAAGUAGAGAGGUUAUGAUGGACGGUUUACCGGUGGACAUGGCGGAAGAAGACAUUUCGCAAGAAUUGAAAGAAUUCUACUAUAUCGAGGGCUUGGAGGAAGUCCGUGUCAUUCGCGAUCGACAAACUAAAAUAUCUCGCCAGUUGGGCUUUCUUCGAUUCCGAAGUCAGAACCACUCCCGUUCCUUUGUUGAACAGAAUUUCCCAACGAUAUACUUGUGCGGACCGAGUGCGCAGGACGAUCGCGGCACCCCAGUGCGCAUCGCGUACAGCCGGGAAAGGGAGGACCGCGCUAAAGCUAGGGCUGAAGGAGACUGGACAUGCAUGAUGUGCGCUAUUGUCAACUAUUCCACCCGAAAUAAGUGUUUCCGAUGCCAAGCACCACGACCAGACGCCGGACCCGCCGGCCCUCCAGGCAUAGCUGCUGCGUCUCGAGUAGACAAUCACGGUGACAAUGAUGCUGCACCGGAUAAUCAAUCCUCUCAGUUCCUGCUUUUCCGGGGGCUUGAAACUUCAGUAACCGAAGAGCUCUUGGCCAAGGGUGUCGCCAAGCUCUAUCGUCCGAACUCGGAAGGCACGCCAGGUAACCAGAAGAAAGGUGCGAAAGUGGCUUCGACCACUGGCGACUCGAACCUAGGAGCUCGCGAUGGCUCAAUACGGCGUGUGCUGCUAGUACGAGACCGCAGAAGUAACGAGAGCUGGCGGUAUGGGUUCGCAGAAUUUGCUACGAUUCAGGAUGCGCAAGCGGCUGUUUCACGGCUUCACUCAUUUGAGAAAUUUACAAUAUCAUCCCGACCAGUGAUGGUUAGCUACAUUCACGCGGGUGUUUUCGUGCCGGUCAUGAACCCGACUGCGAGUACCGAAAGAUUUACUUUCAGUCCUCUAAGUAACCCAGCCAUGAAGCUCAUGUACUGGGAUGAGGACGCAUAUGUGAAUGAGCUUACAGUAUCAACCGACUCAGAACCCCAGCAAGCGCCGAAAAACGAUAAGCCGGCGGGCCAGUCGGAGGCGAAAUCCAAAGAGGCAGCUGAUAAAGCGAAGAAGCGAAAAGCCGAUCCCGCAUCCAGCGCCGCCGGAGCUAAAAAGAUGGCAAUGCCGUCUCAUCUUCAGUUCUGGAGCAACCGCCAUGCAGAAUUACACGGCAUCCAAAAGAAGGAUACCGACGACCAAGCCGCUGGAGAGCAAAACUCGCCCGAUACAGCCGCUCCGCCGCGUCAGUCGUACGCCGAUCCCAAUCGGAAUUGUUGCUAUCUCUGCAUGCGACAAUUCAAGGCUACGGCAGAAGUCAACCGUCACGAGCGAUUGAGCCAGCUCCACCGCGGUAACCUGCAGAAAGAGGAGCUCGUCACCAAAGCCACAAACAAGCUCAUAAAGCACGGUAUCAUUCCACAACCACCCGAAUACCGAGACCGCGCGCGCGAGCGUCGCAAGGCUUUCGGUCGCUCCAAAAACACAGCAACGGUAAAACCGGCCCCGGCUGUGGAACGCGAGCCAUCACCGCCAGCGGAAGCCACAUCAAAGGGCGCCUCGCUGCUCAGCAAAAUGGGCUGGUCUGCGGGCACCGGACUAGGCGCACAAGGUACAGGAAUGACAGCUCCCAUUACAACAGAAGUCUACGCGCAGGGUGUCGGGUUAGGGGCACAAGGCGGCAAACUCGGCGAAGCCAGCGAGGAGGCCGCCCGCAACACUCGCGGCCGAUACGACGAGUUUCUGGAGAAGACAAGACAGACAGCGCGAAACCGAUACGACCAAAUGGGCAAGUGA